Messenger RNA from Leptopilina boulardi, 925 nucleotides. RefSeq lists its product as uncharacterized. The transcript is spliced from 5 exons. Bases 259 to 903 code for a protein of 214 amino acids. The record is from RefSeq and is a predicted model, not a curated record. NCBI's taxonomy places the organism in Eukaryota, Metazoa, Arthropoda, Insecta, Hymenoptera, Figitidae.
CGUGACGUACAACUAGCGCGCUUAUCAUUUGUUUUAAAAAAGUGUAAUGUCAUGCAAACCUACAAAAUUUUGUCUCGUUUUGUGGAAAAAUACUAAAUGUAAAACAUACUCAAUUCUGCCAGAAAAUCGGAUAAGGACAAUUAAAAAAGGAAUUUUUGAAGCAAAGUGGAGAAACAAAUAUUACCCUGCAAGAAUCUUACAAAAAAGUGGGAGUUAAUUCAACAAUCAUCGAUUUUUGAAAAUUAUGGGGAAUCAUCCAUGUGUAAUAUGGACACUCGUUUACUGUCUCCCUCUAAUAAUUUGGACGAAUCUGAGGAGGAUUCCAGUACUGAACCUCCUAAUUCUGAAAUCAAUGCUGAAGAUUUUGGUUCACAACAAAACCUCAAGAAAGGUUCACCAACAAAACCAGACAACGGCCCGGAUUCAAAUGCUCCAAGUGGUUCGCAUUUCAAUGACAGUUUUGCUUCUCAACAGGAUGACGAAGAAGUCACUAUUGAAAAUAUACGUUUUUUGGAGGGGAUUUUGAGAUGGUCAAAAGAUAAAUUCAAAGAACAAACUCGUCAAGACUAUGACAGUAUCACUGGACAGCCCUCAAGUUCUCAGGUACCGGUUAUGGAAGAAAACCCAAGAAAUAAAGUCCUUGGAACGUAUCGAAUUAAAGGACUUGGAAAGGUUGAAAUUGCUCCUGACACAAAUAUUUGGAUGGACAAAGUGGAACUCGAAUUUAUUAAAACAGAAUUUCGAAAAAAUCCAAAAGAAAUGGCACGAAAACUGAUGAAAAAUUUGCUGGGUGAAAAUAACCUAAUUAACAUGUCGCCAACUGGAAGAGGAGAUCAUACGGCCAUACCUAAACAAGUCCUAGAUAAUGUUGAAUGUGAGUUUUACGAAAGUAGAAAAAAAUAGUCUGUCUUACAAUAAACAUUCA